UAAAAGAGGAAAUAUCUCAGCUUCAUCCUGUCUGCACUCAAAUAAAAGUCAAAGUCAAUUAGAUUGUAGAUUGACGCUCGGUGAGAAAUGGAGGCGCCCAGCGUUCCUGUACCCGGUGCGCUCAUCGUGAUUGGCGAUGACAGUUUGGAGAACGAGCACCCGAUUGGUUCAGGUGGAUUCGGGGAAAUCUAUAAGGUCAGACAUAAGAUGUGGGUGAUGGACGUCGCCAUCAAGCUAUUACAUCAGAAUAACAGCUCCGGCUCAGACCUCCUGCAGGAGGCGAAGCUGAUGCAACACGGCACCAACCCCAACGUCCUGAACUUCUUUGGUGUGUAUGAAGGAACGAUGCUCUCCAAAGGAAAGACGCUCUCUAACCAGCUGGGUUUGGUGAUGGAGUACAUGGAGAGGGGGUCACUGAGGGGCCUGCAGGACGUUUGGCGUAAACCUCUGCCCUGGCCGCUGACUGUCCGCGUGGUCCAUCAGAUCGCUCUGGGUAUGAACUUCCUCCACCAGCUGGGCCCGCCCCUGCUCCACCUGGACCUGAAACCCAGCAACGUGCUGCUGGACGCCAGCCUGAACGCCAAGAUUACAGAUUUCGGCUUGUCGAAGAUAGCUCAGAGUGUCUCCAGGUCCUCUGUACCGGGGGGGUCUGGCGUGGGUGGCACCCUCAGUUACAUGCCCCCUGAAGCCCUGGAUUCUGAUUCCUCUGCUCCCUACACUCCCAGCUUCUCCUUCGAUGUUUACAGUUACGGUAUCCUGCUGUGGUCGGUGAUGGCCGGGACGGAGCCGUACAGCGGGGUCCAAUCAACUCUGGUAAAGUUUCGAAUCACUAUGAAGGACCGACCCGAUUUAAAACUGAUCGACAGCAGCAGGGUGGACGGACGCCUGAUGGACCUGAUGAAGCAGUGCUGGCACCACGAUCCCCAACAGAGACCCUCGUUCAGGGAUUGUGUUGAGGAGACGGAGAAGCUCUUCGAGCGGCACAAACAAGACGUUCAUGUCCAAGUGGCAAAAGUUCUAAACCGACUGGACGAUGGUAAAGAGAAGCUCAGUUCUGAGUUUGAAUCCCUGUCAGUCAGCUCUAAAUCUAAUAACGAAGAAUCUUCCUCUCACUCUGUGAAGGCCGCAGCUUUUACCACUCAGAAAUCAGCAACGAGCUUAAAGUCCAAACCCAAAGCACCAGGUUCAAAUGUACGUCCUCCAGCAGCACCAGGUCUAAACUACAGACCAGCUCCUGAACCGACCAAUCACAGACCUCCAAACACCCAGCGGCAGAACUCAUCCCCAGCCAGCACCAGCAUCACUCUGUCCAACGCUCAGUACGUUCAGAUCGGCAACAACAACAGCAUGAAUAUAACCACGAGACCACGGCGGAGAAACCCCUCAGCGCCCUCUACAGGCCAGCGUACAAACUCCCCACAGCCACCCAGACAGCAGCGGAACCCGGACCAGCCCAGGCAGUGAUCUCCAGCUCGCCUUCCAUUCCGUCUACGUAUAAUUCCGAUGUGUUUUGUGUGUGUGUUUGGCUUUUAAAGACUCUCCAGUUUUGUCCUACCUUAAAAAUAUGUGCAGAAGGUGGAUUGGCGGAUCUAAAUCACCUCUACAUGUGAGUGGAAUUGUUGUUCUGUGCAAUUCUGGGUUUUCCUGCCUUGUGUCCAGCAUUUCUGUGUGAUUCUGGAGCUGUAAUCGGACCGAAUCAGAUUCUAUUCGUGUGAAUCGUUUAUAGAUGAAUCAGAUGAAUUAAUUAAUUAAACUAUCGUUAAACUGCUGGUAACUACGAACAAACUAGUACCUGUGAUCACAUCUCAAAUUUCCUGUACAAAUUUAGAUUUUUUUUUAACCAUCUACAGUCCAUAAAAUUAUUGAAAGAUUUUGAGAAUCAGAGAAAAUCUGUGUAUGACCCUCGACCCUUCAGAAGGCGCUGUGUUAAAACCUGACCUGCUUCUGUAAUGAAUAAAACCGUGUGGACUCGGGAACACUUCGGAAAACCCUGGUCAGUAAACACGGCCCGCCGCUGCACCCAGCCGAAUAUCAACAACAUCCAGGAACUCCGCCCACUUCUCCGGGCUCGAACUAUCAGGUGGAAACUCUGCAUCAAAACAUGUCCAUGGACUCAGGAACACUUCGGAAAACCCUGGUCCGUAAACACGGCCCACCGCUGCAUCAACAACAUCCAGGAACUCCGCCCACUUCUCCGGGCUCGAACUCUCAGGUGAAAAGUCGUGGUGCACAAAUCUUCCCAUCGUAUUGUAGUUCAGAAGUUUACAUACACCCUCAGGGACGCUCCGUUUACUGCCAUCUCAGGAAUAAGGUUGCUGUGACUUCUCUGUGCUCAUAUAAAUAGUGCUAGUUCGGCUGCACCCGUUCAUCUGAGCCUGUAGUGUUUCGCUGGGAGAGUCUAGAGAGCUCUGUACAGAAUCCUGGAGAGCAGAUCUGAAAUGGUACGUUGAACGGCGGUCUCUCUGUGCUCGGACGAGUUCAGGAUUCACAAACUGCCGAAACACGAACGUCGCUGUCCACAGUCGAGCAGGUUUUAAGCUUAGGGGCUGCAGAGUGAAAACGAAAGCGCCCAAGAUGAAAAAGGAAGGAAGCCACCGUGGGCUGAUGUUUGGAGAGGUAGUGCUGAGGCGUUUGAACCUAUUAACACUGAAGCUCCUGUGAAGCACGGUGGUGGAAGCAUUAUGACCUGUAGCUGCUUUGCUGCCAGUGGAACCGAUGCAUUGGGUGUUGCAGCGAGCUGGGAUCCAAUCCUGUAGCCUGUUUGUAGCAGGUUCUUGUGUGCUGUGUGAUACUUGCUCGGUUUAUCGUGUUAUUAGUCUCUGAUAUCGUGAUAUUACUUUAAUAUUGUGAUAUUACUUUGAUAUUGUGAUAUUUUUUAGUCUUUUUGAUGUUAAAAUGAUUUUUACCGUCUCUGGUGCUGCCGAUGUGAAAUGAUAAUUUGUACAACCUCCAAAAUGCUGAAUC
Trichomycterus rosablanca is the source of this 2964-nucleotide messenger RNA. RefSeq names its product receptor-interacting serine-threonine kinase 3 (gene ripk3). The record is from RefSeq and is a predicted model, not a curated record. Lineage: Eukaryota; Metazoa; Chordata; Actinopteri; Siluriformes; Trichomycteridae. Gene Ontology annotation, cellular component: cytoplasm. The transcript has 13 exons. The coding region runs from base 88 to 1464 and encodes 458 amino acids. Gene Ontology annotation, biological process: protein phosphorylation; signal transduction. Gene Ontology annotation, molecular function: protein kinase activity; ATP binding.